AUGGAGCCCAUCGCAGAUUCAGCAGGGAAUGAAUGGCGCCACAACACGCCAGGAUCAUGGGCUGUCUCAAAGGCGACCCGAGAUAUAUCGGAUGAAAUCCUCCUCCUCGCACGCAUCCUAGUCAAGAUCCUAGUCAAGAAGCUCUCCCAAGUCCCAUUCGCCAAGCACUUUACCCAGCUCCUCCUCGCUGGUGUCGUCCCAGCAAUCGCCUCGGCCCGGGCCUUGUCUCGACGCGCAGUGGAUUGCAGCUUCACCACCAAUCCGUCGACUGGAGAUACGUGUGAGAGCUUUGCAAGAAGUUGGUGUCUCACGGUAGAUAAUCUUAAGGCGUUGAACCCUGGCCUCGCCUGCCCAAACAUUGGCACCACCAAGUGGUACUGCGUGAUCGAGCCCACCAACGAGCCCGCCAUGCCGGGCAUCGUCGACAACUGCGACGGCUUCUACAAGGUCUCGUCUGGCGACCAAUGUGACACCAUUGCCGCCGACCACGGCAUUAGCAAAGCCCAAUUCCUCGAGUGGAACACCGAGCUCAACGAGCGUAAGCCCAUCUCUUCUUCCCGUCCAAAGAUACCACCACCGUUAGCAAGUCAGAGAUCUAACAUUCCCCUCCUUCAACAUAUAGAAUGCUCCAACUUCUGGCUCGACUACUACGUUUGCGUGCACGUCCCCGGCGCAACCACCGGACCGCAGCCGCAGAUGCCCGGGAUCAUCAGCACCUGA
This is a messenger RNA of Penicillium argentinense, 720 nucleotides long. Its product is annotated as LysM peptidoglycan-binding domain-containing protein. The transcript is spliced from 4 exons. The coding region runs from base 1 to 720 and encodes 239 amino acids. Lineage: Eukaryota; Fungi; Ascomycota; Eurotiomycetes; Eurotiales; Aspergillaceae. The record is from RefSeq and is a predicted model, not a curated record.